Molecule: messenger RNA, 11954 nt
Organism: Bicyclus anynana (squinting bush brown)
Lineage: Eukaryota; Metazoa; Arthropoda; Insecta; Lepidoptera; Nymphalidae
Gene: sau
Product: Golgi phosphoprotein 3 homolog sauron
Exons: 5
Coding region: 267-1124 (285 amino acids)
Biological process (GO): Golgi to plasma membrane protein transport; Golgi vesicle budding; Golgi organization
Cellular component (GO): Golgi cisterna; cytosol; trans-Golgi network
Molecular function (GO): phosphatidylinositol-4-phosphate binding
Source: RefSeq, a predicted model, not a curated record
UACAACCAAUAUUUUUAUUAGAUUUCUAAUAAAUACCUAAUUUAGACUACCUACAGUUCACUUGUGGUGUGAUUCUGGAUUAUUAAUAAAAUUUUCUAAAUGGAGAGAAAGGAACGUUUGAUGUUGUGUUCGGCCAUGUUUUUUCUUCACAACAUACGUCGUCGUGUGGCAAUGGUCGACGUUUAGUUUACUCACUAUUCUGAAGAAUAAUUCUUUUGCUGCUAAAAUACAGUGUUUUGAGUUUAAUACAGUGUCUAUACGCAAAAAUGAAUCGCACCGAAGGGUUGGUGCAGCGAAAACAUGUUGCAAAAGAAAAUAAUUCUGAUGGAAGCAGAGAAAACAACGAUGUGGACGAUAAGAGGAACGAUAAAAAUUUUGAUGACGGCGAUUCAAAGGAAACUCGAUUAACUCUCAUGGAAGAAGUACUACUGUUAGGGUUAAAAGACAAAGAAGGUUACACAUCUUUUUGGAAUGAUUGCAUAUCUAGCGGCCUCAGGGGCUGUAUCUUGAUAGAAUUAGGAUUAAGAGGACGUGUUGAAUUGGAGAGAGCUGGCAUGAGAAGAAAAGGAUUAUUGUCUAGAAAAGUUAUUGUGAAAUCAGACACUCCAACUGGUGAUGUGUUGUUAGAUGAAGCAUUGAAACACAUGAAAGAUACUGAUCCACCAGAGACAGUCCAAAGUUGGAUAGAAUAUCUCAGUGGUGAAACAUGGAAUCCUAUGAAAUUGAAAUAUCAAUUAAAAAAUGUACGAGAGAGGCUUGCAAAAAAUUUAGUAGAAAAAGGAGUACUUACAACUGAGAAACAAAAUUUCCUAUUGUUUGAUAUGACUACACAUCCACUUACUGAUAAUGUGGUUAAGUGCCGUUUGGUUAAAAAGGUGCAAGAAGCGGCGCUUCGUCGCUCCAUAGUGGACGUGGCGCACGCCGACAAGCGCUCGCUAGCGCUGCUGAUGCUGGCGCACUCCGCCGACGUCCUCGAGAACGCGUUCGCGCCGCUCUCCGACGAGGACUACGAGUUGGCUACGCGGCGAGUACGCGCGCUCCUCGACCUAGACUUCGAGGCCGAGGCCAUGCGCCCCGAUGCCUGCGAGAUCAUGUGGGCAGUGUUCGCCGCAUUCACCAAAUAGCGCCGGCGUGCCCUCUACCUCUACCUUAACGAGGUGAAACUGAACAUAUGAAUUGUAUAUCAAUUCACUUCAGUAAGUGGCGAAAAUUUCGAGUGUACGAAUUCAGUGCAAUGAAAAAAAACAAUUAAAUGUAAUAUUAAUAUGUAUACUUGUAUACCUUUAUUUGUACAUAGAUGUUAAUGUGUUUAUUUGAAUUUUAGUUCAGUAUUAAGUUGAACGAUCAUGUGAAAUUGAAACCUCGUGUGAUGAGCUGUUCAUUGAUGAAUGAUUUUGUCAUUACCUACUAACAGAAUAUUGUUGAUACUAAAUCUAAACGAGGCACAAAAUGUAGAUUUCUUUAUGUAAUUAAUUAAAAUUAUAUACAGUGUCCAUUGAAUGCUACAAAUAUUAAAUAACAUUUACGUAAAAACUAAUUAUUAUUAUAAGUUGUUGUCCCUUGACACUGGGUUUGUCUAACAAAGGCAUUUGUGGAACUUUGGGCUUAGACAAUGCUGCUAUAGUCAGUCUAUUCCAGGAAGUCUGCUUGGCUUUGGAUACAGUGGUAAAGUGUACAGACAAGAAGCUUGAUAGGCAAGUUGGUGUGUAAAACUGAAUGUGUGUGCGUGGGUCUGAAGCUACCUUUGGACUUGUAUUGCACCCAAGUUCACCAACAAAAUUGUCUGUCUAUAUUUGAGGGGCACGAGGUAAACUCACUCAUUGAAAAUAUUUCACCAUAUAUUUUACAUCCUUACACUACACACAACUAUAAAUUUGAUACGCAAAACAGAAAUAUGUAAUUUUUUUACUGUAACAACAAACAUAGACAUCGUUUAGACUCGUUACACAGGAUAUUCAAUUACUUGCUGUUUUGUUUCUUAUCGUUGAUUUAUUGUUUUGGCUGAAGACUUGGGUCCUUUUUAGAUAUUGCUUUUAUUGCUAUAAUUCAGUUAGAAAUACUUACAAAUUAAACGUAACUUCAUCUUUUAGUAAACUAGAAGUUGUUGACAGUUUUUUAUGGCAUUUAACUAUACCAACCUACAUUUUUAGGAAACUCUUUACAUGAAGAAAAUGAUUACAACAAUGAAAAAUCGAUUUUAUAGAAACAGUACUUAUAAACGCGUUAGAUCGUUGAUCUUAUACUUUGAUAGAGGGGUAAUGUCUAGCGAGGCAGGUACAAUUCGUCUAUGGUCUGCAGUGAUAAUGUUUCUUCAGGUUAUACACACACGAUCUUAAUCUACCGUACCACUACAUACAAAAGAAAACAGACUUCCCUGAAUAGAAUAACUAUAACGCUGUAGCAGUGUUUAACUGGUACAUGUCCUUGCUCAUAUGUCAAAGAAAUGCACAAGCCAGUGUGAAGGGCACGAAGCGAUACUGGCUGUUAUUUUAGAAUAGGUAAAAACUAACCAUGAAUAUAGAGAAAAGGGUAUGCUCAUCCCCGGCCCAGGCCUACCAUAACCACCCGGAAAUUUAUAUCUAAAAAAAUCUUGAUAAUUCUACUUUAAUAAUGAGAUCUUUAUCAAAACAGUUUGCUACAACGUAUUACGACAUUUUAAUCCACGACAAGGACAAGCUAAGAUUGACGAUGAAGAUGACCAUACAGCCUGAGUUUUACGAUCUUUUUUGAAGGCUUUUUUGUUCGUUUUCUUGUGUGUGUGUAAUAAGCUUGUUGGUAACAGAAAAAAAUAAUACAGAUUCAAAUGUUACUUCGCCGCUUUUCUACACUGGCGAACAUUUUGCCCUAUAUUAUGAUAAAAAAAAUAUUUUUCUGUAAGAAACAUAUUUUUAUUAAGGCGAUUAUUUAACCACAUCCUUAUUUAUACAUCAUUUAUUAUCAUUUCCAUAUACUUUUUUUACGGGGGUUGUCUAUGUAUAGGUAUGGGCCGGUGGGCAAUAUUCUUUAGUCAGUUUGUCUGAAAUCAACAAAUUAUUUAAUUGAUUUGCAUAAAAUGUUCAGUUGACCAUGGUUACAUAAUUAUUUUUUAUUUUAUCAUAUCCUUAAGAGGUCUGCCUGCUCUUAAAAUAACACCGUGUGUAUUAAAUUGUAUAGUUGUAUUAGAGGUGUUUGAGGUCCUUUCCAUAUGCGUAACUAGAGCUGCCCUAGAAACAGUUUUGUAAAAAGCCAUUCACAUUUGGACUAUAAGAAUGAAGUUAAAUAUUGAGUGACGACCUGGUAAUAAGGUCCUUACUAUACUUACGUAAAUAUUUUUUUUAAUCCAGACUGUCGAUAAUUUAGAUGGAAUGACCAUUUAUGUGUCAGAAACUCUUUUCAUCAUAAUGGAAAAAUUUCGACAUAUUCGGAUUGUUUAAUGCGAAUAGUUAUGACUUCUAUAUACUAUAUACUAUGAUUACAGAAUAUGAUAUGUACAUAAUACAUUUUAGUUUGCCUAGCGAAUUGUAGUUACGCAUGUGGUUUAUUUUAUAUAUACAUAUUUGUAUAUGUGUAAAAUAUAUUGUCUAUAUGUUAAAUGUUAGUCUGUAAUCAUUGCUAAUAUAUGUAUUAUUAAAUUAAACAUGUCAAAGUGUGUCACACAAUGGCACUUAUUGGCAUUUAUGCUAUGUUCAUUCUCUGAGAAUGAAAUGGCCACAAGGAAUAUUCUUAUUGAAAUAAUGUAAAAUUUUAGUAUACACAAGGUGCUCGAGAGUAUUUUCUAUAACUCUGUGGUUAUAUUCUUUACCGAAAAUUAAUUAAAUACAACACAACACAUCAAGUGUUCUAAAAUUAAUAUUUUCGGGAUAAAUAAUAUUUUUUUUUGUAAAUAGAUUGUAAUAUAUGUCCCUUAUAAUUAUGACGUAGCCAAGUCUGACGUAUUUCAAAAUGCAAGGAUAGAUAAAGGCGUGUGUUACAUGGAUAGUCGGAAUUAUUUAAAUUAAUUUGUAUGAAAACAAAGUUUUCUUUUUAGUAAAAAAAUGUUCACUAUGCAGUUCGGCUCCUAUAAGUGGACUCGUCAACACCUUGAAAUUAUGGGAAAUACUCCCGAGCACCCUGUAUAUAGAUUCACCUUUGAAACUCCAAAAUUUUUGUUAAGUGGCUUAAUUUUUAUGGUAUAAUGUAAAAAUUACUUAGCAAAUAUUAUGUAUAAAAUAAAUUAUACUAUUUGAUAUAGUUAUGUAACUUAAAUAUAUCAAUUAUUAUUAAGGAUUUCUUAUAGAUAUUGGCGUCAUUUAACUCCUUCAUUGUAAAGUAUCUAAAUUAAACUUUACCUUUAAAUAAAAAAAUCCUAUAUUUAAUGUCUACUUGUACAUAACCCUAAAAAUUAGUUAUUUUUAUUAUUUUCAUUACUUCCGUAUGUGUUAAAGUAAUUUACUUGAAAUAAUUGUUAGUUUUACUUAUAUUUUGCGUAUUCAUAAAACAAGCAAGGCCAUUGAGAUGAGACAUAGAUUGUGUGCGAGCGAAAGUGGUAGAUGAAACUGUAUCUGUAUUGAUUGGAAUUGUUAAUGAUAAAAUUAUAAAAUGCUUACUAAUAAAAUUGUUAAGAUGUAGAUUUUAAAUGAUGUCUAAAUUAAUAUUUGAAUUAAUUUAGAAAUACAUACUAAGUAGUAAGUAUUAUUAAAUUAAUUCUAUUAAAAUUUGCAUGCCAAAUAGGCAAGAUACAUUUACCAUUUGCAUCAAUCACAAGUAUAUAUGUGCGCAUAUAUAAAUAAAUGAAUAUUUGCAGAUAUCAAUUGAUUUUAUUUUUGAUAGAUUGAUAUCUCUGCAAUUUUCUUUCUUAAAACGCGGAUACGGAUAACGCGUAGAUAGCGCGUACAUUACGCGUAGUCAGUUUACGCGUGUCUGGAACACCAUGCCCAUACUUGCAGUUACGCGUACAAGUGUACGCGCUAUCCGUACGCACCAUUACACGGGUUAAAAGUGCGUACAGAUAGCGCGUCCCUGUCCACGCGUGCAUUGGAUACUCUUACAGCUCCUGUACGGACCGCCGCGAACCUGUACGCGAGGUCAAUCGAUAUAAAGCGCUCCGUGAACCCCAUUAAUUCUGUGUCUAUUCAUUUUGCUGUCCAAAUAUAGCGUACCUGGUCGUGUGCGUUUACUUUGACGCGCGACCAAAAACCAACUGACGGCUAGACAGCUCGAGCUAGCUCGCGGUGUACGCGUUCUCCAAGAGUAUAUUCGAAGCUGCAGGUAAGGACAUGACGGUUCCGACACGCGUAAAUUAAUUAUGCGUACCAGUGUACGCGCUACCCAUCCGCUCCACACAACUUAGUAUGUUGAUUAUUGAGACCUUGCUUUAGGUUUAAUUUAUGUCACGUAAUAUAAUAAAAUUAUUGUGGUAGAUUAAUUAAAUAUUCUAUUGUAAAAUUUAACGUAACUAUAGUAACCUAUAGUAUUGUAUAUUAUUCUCUGACCUGCACGAAUUUACAAUUAACAGUAACCUAUAGUGUUGUAUAUUGUUCUCUGACCUGCACAUUAAUCAAUGGCUAAGUUACAAUAGUAGUAGGUCUUAUCUUAGAUACUACUGUUGACCUACAGGGAGUUUCUUGGAUGUGACGGUUAACAAAGUUACUGUCGGUCAGAUUUAAGAAACUCUUCUUACUCGUAUGUAACUUAGCCUAAACUGGGGGUGCGGGUCUACCACAUAACCUAUUAAAACUAUACUACUAUCGUUAACAACUGAGUCUUAGGGCCAUAAAUCAUUUCUCUAUAUCUAUCUCGCUUGCACUUAUGGGUCUUAUGGAGCCGUCUAGUGAAGGGUGUAACAAUGAAAGACAUAUUAUCGAUAAGUAAAGUUUAUUAUCGUAUCUUGUUCACAAAAUUAAAAAAAUUAACAAUAUUUGAUUUAAUAUAAUACAUAUUUCAUAUUAUAUAAUUAUUAACUAAAUAAACUUUUCAAUUCAUUGAGAAACAGGAAUACGUUGUGAAUCAGUGUUCGAGCUUGAGGGCUAAUAUCGCCAUGUAAUUUCUUCAGAUCAACGUUAGAAAAUAAAGUAUCCAUAGUGCGCAACGAGUAACACAUGAAUGUAUUUAUUUAAUUGCAGUAAACACAUUUAUAGCAAAUAAAAUACGCAAUGCAAUUACAUUAGAAACCGACCAAUCAGAAUCGUCCAAAUCAUUAUUGACUCAUCAUUAGCACGUGCGCAGGUAGCCGUUUAUCGAUAAUUAGGGUGCGCAGGUAGGCGCGCUGCACAUUCCUAUCUUUUUUGACUUUUAUGACCGGACGACUCAGAUGAUAACGCGCAUACUAUAGACAAAGUAUAUCUAUAAUUUUGUUGGUUCUUAUCCAACAGAGUUAAAAAUUAAAAUAAAUGCCACGAUCGGUGUGAAAUAGGUUGUAAAAUAUUUAGUUAUAACGAUAUGUAAGCCUGCCACGGACCUGUAUAUAGUUAGAUACCGCGUGCCGUCCAUCUAAGCGUGCCAAGUAUACACUGCGCCUAUUCAACUCUUCGUCUUAUUUUAGUUUCUGUAUUGAUUUUUGAACAAUUUGAACAAUGUUUUUUUUUUUCAAAAUCUGUCAUUCUAAAUACCAUGUCGAUGGAAAUGAUUUUUGACCCAUGCGGACACUUUAGAUUAUAAUUUUCGCAAAUUAUGCUCAUAUUUAUAAAUAAUUAUAAUAAAAGGUAUAUAUUAAUCUUGGGAAAAGUUAUGGUCCUUAAAACAGGUAUCGUCAAUCUACUUGAGAUAGCGUAGUCCAGUCUUUGAUCAUAUAUGAUAGUGAACAUGUUUGUAAUAAGUUGAUCAUUUGAUUUGAUUUAAACUAGCGGCGUCUACUAAAUAUAAGUCCGUGAAGUUGACUGUCUAAUUCACUAGUAAGCAAAGCGUUAGAGAGUUUUAUGUAAUAAAUCGUAGAAGUUUUUUUUUCUUUGUUUUCUCAGUGAUCCUUUAUAUUAUUUUCAUUUAAAUUAUUAGGUGUGAAAAUACUAGUGAUUUUUACCCUCAUUUUUAAUUUGUCUGUUAGUAGACAGUAUUGUUCGAGUAUGGCUUUAGUAUAGAUAAUUUCCCAAAACCUAAAAGAAAAAGUGGUUGUAUUGGUUUGGUAUAAAAGUAAUUAACUAUUGUGAAAUAUUUCGUCUCCGUGUGACCUAAUAUCUCAGUCAAUUCCCACAGCGAAUAUUAAAAGGAUUUAACUACUUAGAAAUGAUAAAUAUGUUUUAAUUAAAUAUACCUAUAAUUUUAUUAUCUUGACUUUUUUACCACCAUAUUUAAACGUUUUGCACAUCUAUGAUUAUUCAUGUUAAAUGUUAUUUAUAGGCACUUUAUUAUUGUGACCUCACGUGCUUCGCUUCAUACACUAUAGCGUGGUUCUACUGUACUGGUUCACUGGUGGUUAACUGAUCAAGUGUCAGCUAAUAAUUUCUACAUAAUUAUGUAAUUAUUAAAAUUAAUAUAACUGUAAAGAAAUUACACAGACUGUAAAAAAUGCCAUAGUUCCGCUUAUUUUAAUUUAUCAUAUUUUUUCGUCUGCCUUUAUCUUUGUAAGUAAUUCAAAAGUUGUUAUGAAUAUAUUACAUUUAGAACACAAUAUUAUGUUUCCUUUCCUGAUUUGUUAAAAAUUGUUGGUAUAUAAGUAUUGUUAUUUAAUUUAUGGUCUAAGCUAAAAGCUUGUGAAGGUCAAACCAUCGUAAUUUUUAAAUAUAUUAAUGCUGGCUCUACAGGCCUUUCAGAUGGUUGGUUAGGCUGUCUACACGUUGGCGACAUUAAGGUUUCGUUAGUAGCUGUUGUAACAAGAUGAAGAGCGAGGGCACGAUGCGUUGCGGCGCCGGAGCGGUGUUCGCUGCGUUAUCUUACAUAGAUUUAUAUGUGGCAUGUCACUCCGGUGCCGCACCGGACUUGCAACCACCGAGACGAGGCGGGGAGCGGUGAAUGCGUUGCGACGUCGGAGCGGCACUGCUCAGUUUAUGCGUUUCAAGGAUUUACAGACUGAGCGGGGGCUCACGAUGUGUUGCGGCGCUGCAUCGCAAAGAUUUCACCGUAUCAGUGGGCACACGAGCGGUGUGGCGCGCUGCAAUGUUAUUAUGUCGCAGCGGCGCCGUUGGCCAGUCUGUUAAUAAAGUAAUGUUGUGACGCAUAAACAACUGACCGGUGCCGCUCCGACAUCGCAACGCAUGUCCCCCUCCCCGCCUCUUCUCGGUGGUUGCAAGUCCGGUGCGGCGCCGGAGCGCAUCGUGUGACAUGCCACAGAUAUUUCUGUGUAAGAUGACGCAGCGACACCUCUCUGGCGCCGCACCGCCGCUGCCUCAACGCAUGCCCCUGCUCUGUCAAACGCUGCGACAUAACAACGUUUCGGCGCCGCGCCGCUCGUGUGCCCGCUGAUACAGUGAAAUUUUUGCGAUGCGGCGCCGCAACGCAUUGUGUGCCUUCAGACGGACUCGUAAGCUAUUGCCGCUGUGUCAGGCCAUCACAAGCUAUCGCUGUGAUUUGUAGUUUGUGUUAUGCUAGCAAUCCAUGGUCCGGUAUGACCACAUGCCGGCAGCGCUAAUGGCUUGAAAUCCGAUGAAACUGAUCGUGUAUUGGUGCGAUCUGUAUGACGUCAUGCACAUCGCAACCAACCCACUAUCAGUUUUAUCGGAUGUGUCAAAGAUUACUAUUAGAUAUGUUACGUGCCUACAAAAUCACUGCAAAAAGUGAUCCGAAAUUAGUCACUCCACUGAGCGCACACAUGCCCUAUUUUGUGUUUACUUACAGACAAUAUUUAGGUAUUAUUUGUUUAACUAACUUUCGUAGUUCUAUUUAAUUGCUUGGAUGGCUUGGCGCUGCCGUCGCUUGUGUCGGAAUUCGGAACCUUUGUCGGUCUUUUCACAAACACUGCAAAAUAGUGUGCCUGAAAGAUCAAAAGCAGACGACAAUUAGCCACUUUUAUCCGCCUUAGUUUCGACGCGCUGAGUGACAUAUCUAAUAGUAUAAAAUCUUUGGAUGUCAAACCGUUAGCGAUACAGGCAUGGUGGCACAUUGGCCGGUGGGUGGCUAGCAUUAAAUUAAUAACUUGGUUGUAAUUAUGCAAUACCAAUGCUAGCAUAUUUCAUUUUGCCUUGCCAGUAGGCCUACGAUGCCCACCACGUCAUAUCUCCUGAAAAGAAAAAGACGGUCGACCAAUAGCGCCAAAUCGUAAAUAUCGCUUUCUCUUUUGUUGCGAUAGGACGAAAGAGAUAGCGAUAUUUGAUAUAUUGGUCGACAAUAAGUCUUUAAUGUCUUCGCGAUGUAUCUCGAGGCGCAUAACUUAAGAUAUGAAAAUACACUUACUUAUUUUGUAAAAAUAAUUUCUAUAGAUAUUUUUAUACAAUUAAUCUGACUUGAGAAAAAUAACUGAACGAUUUUAUAAACCAAAUGAUGGAUUUAAUACUAAAAUUUGAAUUAAUAUACUCGUACGAGUAUUUGUAUUAAUUAGAUUAUCUGUCAUUCAAUUAUGAAUUAAUAUAAAGUAUUAUUUUAUGUUUUAAUAUUUAUUAUAAUUUACAACCUGAAAAAUAAUUUUCAAGGAUCGUGAGAGAGAUAAAGCUAUAUAGCUAUACACAUAGAGCUCCACAGAUUAUAUAUUUAGUUAGCUACAUGGCUUAAUAUUUAAUUGACGCGUUCUCCAGUAGGCCUAGCAUGCGUCAACGACAUACUCGUAUCUGGUGCAAUGAAAAAGACAUGUUUUAUUAGACCAAUAGCAGCGGAAAUAUUUCAGUCAAUUCAUUUAUUUCAAUUAGACUUAGUUUACAAGUACCUACUUUUGUAAUGCAAGGUAAUGUUAUUUUAUUUAUUUGUUAGAUAUUGGUGAUAAUUAGUCGAAAACUUAAAAUUAAAGGUACGAAGGUCCCAAGCCUCGCACGGUGUAGCUCUCUCUUUCGUAGGUACCAUCGCAAGAAAAGACAGCGAUAUGUUGAUUGUUGUAUAUUUGCCCCGCUAUUGUCGACAUUUGUCUUUUUCUUGUCUCAGGAUAUUAUGUCGUGGUGUGUAGGCUUACAUAGUGUAGAAAAUAUUAUACGAGUGUAAAAUAAGAAUUAUUCGUUUCUAAUACAGCAAUUAAAUAUCACGGUCUGGCCUUAGUUAAUAGCAUCCGGUACAAAUUUAGAUAAAAUAGUAUAAAAAGUAUGAAAUUAUGCUGCCUGUAUAUGGUUUUCCGUUGUUUUUUUUGCAAAAGCUCUUGAUAAGUAGGUAUAGUCAGAAAUUAACAACGAAUGAAUCAUAAAAUUGGAAGUGAAAAAAUGAACUUUUAAUAUGUACCUAAUAUGAAUUGAAACUCAUAUUGAGAUAUUGUAAAAUGAAGUCAUUGUUUAUCUACACUAUCAGCCAUGAUCAGCCAUGAUGGACGGCCACAGAAUGAAGCAUGACUGUCAUGAUCAUUGUCAAAUUUUGGCUGAAAACCCCGGUUACGCUGGGUCAUCGUUUUCGACCUCAACACGCUCGGAAUCGCUUGUAUUAACCUACAAUGGCAGAUGCCGUAAGCAAUAAAGUAAAACCCAGUGGCGUUGCUAGAUAACCAAGGGCUCUGGUGUAAAUAAAAACAUGGGGCCCCACUACUACCUAAACAGUAAAACUAAAAUAAUUUCGCAUUAUACAAUGACUAGCCGUUAUAUACAUUUGACAUGAUUUACUGACGUAAAGGACAUCAGUAUGAGUGGUACUAAAAUGAAAUAAAAUUUAACCACUUCAUAGACCCGUACUAAAUAGUUUAUUGACAUUCGACUUACUCCUGAUACAUCAUUCAUUUUUUAAGUGGGUACUCGAAAAAACCACGAUGCCCAUAAUUAUCGAUAAUGCCAGCAUCGAAGUUGUUCAGGAAUACAACUACCUCGGUCAAAUGAUACAACUAGGUAGGAAUAACUUCGACAAGGAAGCUGACAGAAGAAUUCAGCUUGGUUGGGCAGCAUUUGGGAAAUUGCGUCGGGUCUUCAAUUCGUCAAUACCCCAAAGCCUGAAGACAAAAGUCUUUAAUGAGUGUGUCUUGCCUGUUAUGACGUAUGGAGCGGAAACGUGGACACUGACUAUUGGCCUUAUCCACAAAUUUAAAGUCGCUCAGCGAGCUAUGGAAAGGGCUAUGUUAGGAGUCUCUCUGAAGGAUAAAAUCCGGAACGAGGAAAUCCGUAGGAGAACGAAAAUAAUUGAUGUAGCCCAAAGAAUUAGCAAACUGAAGUGGCAGUGGGCGGGCCAUAUCUGUCGUAGAACAGAUGGCCGCUGGGGCAGACGUGUUCUGGAGUGGAGACCGCGUACUAGCAAACGCAGUGUAGGACGCCCUCCAGCUAGAUGGUCCGACGACAUCAAGAAGGUAGUGGGAAGUGGCUGGAUGAGGAAGGCGGAGGAUCGUGUGUGGUGGCGCGCUCUCGGAAAGGCCUAUGUCCAGCAGUGGACGAAUACAGGCUGUUGAUGACUCGAAAAAAAUCACGACUUCGAUUCACAGUUUUUCGAAAGUUUAGUAGGUAAGGAUUCAAGGGCGCCCUGAGCUUAAAGGCGCCGGGGCAUUGCAUCGUCCUGGGUAAAACCGAAAGGUCCAGGGCUCGCACUUUUACCAAUAUAAAAAAAACAUACCAAUGAACUUGAGAUGAGAACCUCCUCCCUGUGAAGUCGGUAAAAAAUUUAAUAAAAUUAUGCUGUAAGUAAGCGACUUAUAACUAGAAGUUUCACGUAAAUUGUUAAGCUAAAUGAUUUUGUUCUUGGAAAUUCUAUGUAGGUAGUAUAGAUUAAACAAAUAAUGAUUUAAAUAAAAAAAUAUAUUUCCGUCAUAUCGUGCUAGAGACAAGAGAGAACAAUUUUUUAAUGUGUGUAAAACGUGUAAGAUCAAAUAUAUAGUAGGUUUAAAAUUAUACCCUAUCAAAAUAUUGCAAAUGCUUACAUUAUUCUGUAAACAUGUGUAUUGCUAGUACCUAUUUUUCUGUAGGUAUAAUACGAAAAUGUUAAUUAUAACCAGAACUAUAAUUUCAAGUUAGGUAGGUACA